CACCGCUGGGCCCAGACAGGGGCUUAGGCACGGCUGCUCUUCGCCGCGGAGAGGGAACUUUAAAACUUAGUUAGGAAACCAAAUCUUCUGUGCGUCCGCGGGUCGGUGCGGACCGGCUGGAGCCAAACGCGCUCCUCGUCACUCGGAGCCCGGAUUGAGCCGCGUGCGUGGGUUUCUCCGCGGCCCCGACGCAGACGCGCGGGCUCCGUGGCGCUGCCUGUUUGAUGGUGACAGUGCCUGCGUGGGGAUGAGUGACGGAAACCCAGAGCUCCUGUCAACCAGCCAGACCUAUACCAGCCAAAGCGAGAGCAACGAAGACUAUGAGAUCCCCCCGAUAACACCUCCAAACCUCCCCGAGCCACCCCUCCUGCACUUGGGGGACCACGAAGCCAGCUACCACUCACUGUGCCACGGCCUCGCUCCCAACGGUCUGCUCCCUGCCUACUCGUACCAGGCCAUGGACCUCCCAGCCAUCAUGGUGUCCAACAUGCUGGCCCAGGACAGCCACCUGCUCUCAGGCCAGCUGCCUACGAUCCAGGAGAUGGUUCACUCGGAGGUGGCAGCCUAUGACUCGGGCCGGCCGGGGCCCCUGCUGGGCCGCCCUGCCAUGCUGGCCAGCCACAUGACCGCCCUCAGCCAGUCCCAGCUCAUCUCGCAGAUGGGUUUCCGGAGCGGCAUUGCCCACAGCUCCCCCUCACCCCCAGGAAGCAAGUCAGCAACCCCCUCACCCUCCAGUUCCACACAGGAGGAGGAGUCAGAAGCCCAUUUCAAGAUCUCAGGAGAGAAGAGACCCUCAGCCGACCCUGGAAAGAAAGCCAAGAACCCCAAAAAGAAGAAGAAGAAGGACCCCAAUGAGCCACAGAAGCCAGUGUCAGCCUACGCACUCUUCUUCAGGGACACGCAGGCUGCCAUCAAGGGGCAGAACCCCAGCGCCACCUUCGGGGAUGUGUCCAAAAUCGUGGCCUCCAUGUGGGACAGCUUGGGAGAGGAGCAGAAGCAGGCCUACAAGAGGAAGACCGAAGCAGCAAAGAAGGAGUAUCUGAAGGCUCUGGCAGCCUACCGGGCUAGCCUGGUCUCCAAGAGCCCCCCGGAGCAGAGCGAAAACAAGAGCACGCAGGCCAACCCACCUGCCAAAAUGCUGCCCCCCAAGCAGCCUGUGUACACUAUGCCAGGCCUGGCGCCCUUCCUGACACCCUCGGACCUGCAGGCCUUCCGCAGCGGGGCCUCUCCUGCCAGCCUCGCCCGGACGCUGGGCUCCAAGUCACUGCUGACGGGCCUUAGUGCGUCCCCACCACCGCCACCCGCCUUCCCGCUGAGCCCCCCGUUGCACCAGCAGCUGCCACUGCCCCCCCACGCACAGGGUGCCCUCCUCAAUCCCCCUGUCAGUAUGUCCCCGGCCCCCCAGCCUCCCGUCCUGCCCACCCCCAUGGCACUGCAGGUGCAGCUGGCAAUGAGCCCCUCGCCGCCAGGGCCGCAGGACUUCGCUCACAUCGAGUUCCCCAGCGGCUCCGGGACCCGCUCCCCUGGCCCGUCCAAUCCGCCUGGUGGUGGAGACUGGGACAGCAGUUACCCGAGUGGGGAGUGCGGCCUCAGCACCUGCAGCCUGCUGCCCAGGGACAAAUCGCUCUACCUCACCUAAUCCCGCCUCCCACUCCCUGAGGCCCCCUGGAAGGGCACUGCUCAGUGCGCCCCAAGGGCUGAGCACAGCCAAGAGGCCUUGGCAGGAGGCGGGUGACAAGACUGAGAGCUGUGACGUGCCAGUUGCCCCCAGGCGCAGUCCCUCCCUCGACUCCCAGCAGCCUCUGCAGAGGCCGCCCACCCACAGGAACUUGUGCCGCUCGCCCGCUUGCUCCAGGGUAACCACGGACCCCACCUCGCGCUCCACGCACUCGGCACCCCAGGUCUGGCCAUCUGACCCCAGCUCAUGCCGGUUGCCCCCUGGCAGAAGUGCACCCCCUCUCCCCCAGCACCCAGCCUCGGCCCCAGGGGUGUAAGUAGAGCUUUCUGGAGUGAACAAGAGCUGAGAAGGCCCCCGCUGUGGGCUCCAUGUGUGUAGUUGACUAAGUGUGUGUUAGGUCCGUGCUGGAGACAUCCGUGAGAGUGUUGUGUCAGGGGGGAAAUGUUUCCUGUGAGGUCAGAAGCCUAUUCCGUGGCCCCCGGCACCUUCUGUUCCCCCCAAGUUGUAUCUGUCCAGCAUUUCCCCGUGUAUUCGGCAAGCAUCCCAGGUCGUUGGCCACCUGUGUGGACGGUGCCCUUGUAUCCAGUCUAUCAGCGCGUAGCGGUAGAGCCACGACUGGCACACAUCCCUGCAGAAGUCUGGAGGAGAUGGCAGUGUUCCCUGGAGUGUGCGUGGGCCCAGCGCGGCCUUGGGCUUGGGUUCCUGAAGCUGGCGGCAGCUGUUUGCUGACCAUGGCCGAUGGCUGCCUGGGCGCCCAGUGCUUCUCUCUGAUCUCUUUGUAAUAAAACUUCGGAAACGUUGACAA
This is a messenger RNA of Ochotona princeps (American pika), 2483 nucleotides long. It is a transcript of the gene TOX2, whose product is annotated as TOX high mobility group box family member 2. Gene Ontology annotation, molecular function: chromatin DNA binding. The coding region runs from base 248 to 1639 and encodes 463 amino acids. The record is from RefSeq and is a predicted model, not a curated record. NCBI's taxonomy places the organism in Eukaryota, Metazoa, Chordata, Mammalia, Lagomorpha, Ochotonidae. Gene Ontology annotation, biological process: regulation of transcription by RNA polymerase II. Gene Ontology annotation, cellular component: nucleus. The transcript is spliced from 9 exons.